Messenger RNA from Neocloeon triangulifer, 2904 nucleotides. Its product is annotated as methylenetetrahydrofolate reductase (NADPH). NCBI's taxonomy places the organism in Eukaryota, Metazoa, Arthropoda, Insecta, Ephemeroptera, Baetidae. The transcript is spliced from 12 exons. Gene Ontology annotation, molecular function: methylenetetrahydrofolate reductase [NAD(P)H] activity; FAD binding. Gene Ontology annotation, cellular component: cytosol. Gene Ontology annotation, biological process: tetrahydrofolate interconversion. Bases 466 to 2391 code for a protein of 641 amino acids. The record is from RefSeq and is a predicted model, not a curated record.
AGUUGGUUGCAAAAGGAGUUCAGUGCCAAAAUAGAAACAGCAGCCGAAAGAAAUUUCGCUCUCGUGUCGGCGAAUUCGUCCGGCGCGGCCACACAAAAGCAGGCUCUUCGGACACCUAAGGGUGCGAACGGGACACUCACCUAAAGGCUGCGGACCGGGCUCGGACGGUCGGGUCGCGUGACACGCGGAGUUUUGGGCGAAUUUACUUUAGAUUUCGCGGACCAAGGUUGACCGCCGCGGCAGCCAAAGUUCAUUUCAAGGGCGUUUGCCGGAGAGAGAAAUAGAAAAUGACUCGGUGAUGAUUUUUCGAUGACUUCCAGUUCAAGUCGUGACGGCGCGAAAGGCACGUGCGCGAACUACACACGAAAAGAUCGAAAGAGGCUUCAGAGGUCGCGACCUUUACGCUUGGAGCCGGAUUGGCAUCGGACCACCGAGGGCAAAAGGCUUUGUCGAUAAUCGUCCAUCAUGGUGAAGCAAACGCUCCUCUCUUUGGACAUUGUUCAGAACGUGGCCGCCGAUGUGGAUCAAUACGAAGAGCGGCCGCAGGUGCACCGCUGCCUCGGCUGCCACCCUCCCCUUGCAGACAGCGUCCUCCGCAGGGUCCGGUCCGGCGACCUUUUCUUCUCGAUGGAGUUUUUUCCGCCGCGAACCAAAGCCGGCGCCGCCAACCUCCUCUCAAGAUUUGACAGGGUGAAAGCGGGAGGGGCGCUUUUCUGCGCCAUUACCUGGCACCCUGCCUGCGACCCUGGAGGUUAUUCGGAAACCUCAUCGAUGACGAUUGCGGGCUCUGCUUUUAACUAUUGUGGUUUAGAAACUAUGCUGCACAUUGCAGCUACCAACCUCACCAAGCAAGAAGCUCUGAGACACCUCAGGAGGGCCAAGCACAUGGGCGUGAGGUCAAUUUUGGCACUUAGAGGAGAUAUCACUCCUGACUACAAACCGCCCGUUGAUGGAUUUAUUCACGCAGUCGAUCUUGUUCGGCUAAUUCGCUCCAACUUUGGCUCUUAUUUCACCAUCGCAGUCGGUGGCUACCCUGCUGGACACCCUGAAGCCAUCUCUUAUGAGCAUGACCUGCAGUACCUCAAAGAGAAGGUUGAGGCCGGCGCUGACUUUGUUAUAACGCAACUGUUUUUCGAGGCGCACCAGUUCAUUACUUUUGUGCGGGACUGCAGAAAAAUUGGCAUCACCGUUCCGAUCGUGCCUGGAAUUUUGCCCAUCCAGAGCUUUUCUUCGUUGAGGCAAAUCGUGAAAAUGUCGCAGCUUGAGGUACCGGAAUCAAUCACAAAGGCCAUCGAGCCUAUCAAAGACAACGACGAAGCUGUCCAGAAUUUAGGAAUUCACUUGGCAGUUGAAAUAGUGAAGUCGGUUUUGGACGCCAAAUCUGCUCCUGGAUUUCACUUUUUUACACUCAAUAGGGAGAAUGGUCCAGCAGAGAUUUGCAAGCGAGUAGGUGUUUGGCAGAGUUCACCGUCGCGUCCACUACCAUGGCGCUUGGGCGACAAUCACCGGCGGUGCCACGAGCAGGUUCGGCCGAUUUUCUGGGCGUCCCGACCAAGGGCCUAUGUGCACCGCACCCAGCACUGGGACGAUUUUCCAAACGGUCGGUGGGGCAAGCACGACUCGCCCGCCUUCGGAGACCUUUCCGACUACUACCUUUUCUACCUCAAGAGCGAAAUUCCUCCUGAGCAGCUCAGGGCCAUGUGGCUUAAUAGGCUGGAAAGUGAAAAAGACGUAUGGCACGUUUUCCACAGUUACGUCGCACAGACCCCUAACAAACAGGGUGUCAAUGUCUCACACCUUCCUUGGAAUGACAGUGAGUUAAACGAAGAAACUAUUCCGUUGGUAAAACAACUUAUCGAUCUGAACAGCCGCGGAAUUUUGACCAUUAACUCCCAGCCGAACGUGAAUGGCACUCCGAGUAGCGACCCUGUGGUUGGUUGGGGUUCGCCUGAUGGCUACGUCUACCAAAAGGCUUAUUUGGAGUUUUUUGCACGUCCAGAGGUGAUCAAAGCGCUUUUGGAGGAGGUCAAGAACUUCCCUUCGGUGCAUUACCACAUUGUUGAUAAAACCGGAGAAAAAUCUUACACAAAUACGUUUAAAAACGUGCCCAUCGCGGUCACCUGGGGCGUCUUCCCGGGUAGGGAAAUCAUUCAACCAACCGUCGUGGACCCUGUCAGUUUCAACGUGUGGAAGGACGAAGCAUUUGCUCUGUGGAGAGAGCAGUGGGGCCGACUUUACAACCCCGAGUCGCAGUCUCGACGUGUGCUGAGCGAAAUCGAGAAUUCCUAUUUCCUGGUCAAUUUGGUGGACAAUGAGUUUCCAAGGCCCUGCUGUCUUUGGAGCCUCCUGGACAAAACUCUCAAUGAGUCAAAAAUAAAACUGGAGAAAUAGAAAUAUAGACUUCUAGAUGUAAUGUUGCUAAAUAUUUUUUACUGAUUAGUGCGAUUCUUUCUGUUCUCACUCCCCAUGCCCAAAUUUGAAGUUAGCCGAUUGAGAUUUUCACAGCAUAACAACCAUGACUUAAAAGCAACACCCCUAAAUUUUUUUGAAAAAAUUUCCAAAAUUGCGGGUUUUAUGGGACAUUUUGAUAAAAUUAAAAAACCUAAUUUUCUCGCGUUCUAUUGAUCAUAGAACAAAAAUCCGGGUAUGGUUGAAUUUGUCUUGACGAUUUUUACAAGUUUGCUGUUGAGUAAAAAGUUGUAGGUCAAAGUUCAAGGUCAUUUUUCAUGACCUCAAAUUUUCAAAUUCAAAUUUGAAAAUGGGCCGCACGUUUUAAAAAAAUUUUGAGAUUGCCAUUCGAUUCCUCAUGAAAUUUUACAUAAAAUAUGUCAAAACUGGAGUGACGUUUUUCUUUGUUAAAUUUAAAAAUAAAAAAGAAUAUUAAAAAACGUGGUUUUUAGUGCC